CCCUGAUGAAAGCAGCCAUUUUGUUGAGAUAUAGGUCUACCACACCCUGUCCCUGUUAAUAGUAAGGGAAAAUUAAGAGGAAUAAUUCGUGCAAUUGGGGUCUGUAAUUUACAGCCCUGUUGCAGAAUUAAAUUCUUUUUGGAUAUUAAAUGGAACUUGAAAAUAUCGUCGCGAAUACUGUUUAUUUGAAAGCACGAGAAGGUGGAGGUGGAAAAAGAAAAGGUAAAAGCAAGAAAUGGAAACAGAUACUUUCAUUUCCUCAUAUAUCCCAGUGUGCUGAUAUUAAGAAUAAAAUAAAUCAAGAUUUCAAUUUUAUAUUUGACCAGCAACCCUUAGGACGUCAUCUAUUUGUAGAGUUUUGCAAUACAAAAGAACAAUAUCAACGUUCUAUUGGUUUCUUGAAUUUAGUGAGAGAGUAUGAAAUAACUGCAGAAGAAAAACGACAUGUAAUAGCGGAGGAGAUUGUAGAGAAAUACCUCCGGCCUGAAUCUGAAUUCUAUGUGACCCAUGUAAAUGGAAACCAAAUUUCUGAAAUAAAAGAUAUUAUUGGCCAGAAAAAGUCUUGUAAACCAUUAUUUGAAGAAUGUGGCAAAUUAGUGAGAGAAUACUUAAGCAAAGAACCCUUCAAUGACUUUUUAGAGAGUAUGUAUUUCAAAAGAUUCAUGCAGUGGAAGUGGCUUGAAAGCCAACCAGUUACAAAAAAUACAUUUCGCAUGUAUCGGGUCCUUGGCAAAGGUGGAUUUGGAGAAGUUUGUGCUUGCCAAGUAAGAGCCACUGGGAAAAUGUAUGCCUGUAAAAAGUUGGAAAAAAAACGAAUCAAAAAAAGAAAAGGAGAAGCAAUGGCAUUGAAUGAAAAAUUAAUUUUACAAAAGAUUAAUUCAAGAUUUGUAGUGAGUCUAGCCUAUGCAUUUGAGACAAAGGAUGCAUUAUGCUUGGUUUUAACUAUAAUGAAUGGUGGAGAUUUGAAAUUCCACAUCCAUAAUAUGGGCAAUCCAGGUUUUCCAGAGGAUAGAGCAGUCUUUUAUGCAGCUGAGAUUUCUUGUGGUUUGAUUGACCUUCAUAAAGAAAGAAUUGUCUAUAGAGAUUUAAAGCCAGAAAAUAUUUUGUUAGAUGAUAAUGGUCAUGUAAGAAUCUCAGAUUUGGGUUUAGCUGUCGAAAUACCAGAAGGUGAAUCUAUAAGAGGACGAGUGGGUACUGUUGGAUACAUGGCUCCAGAAGUAGUUAAAAAUGAAAGGUAUACUUACAGCCCUGACUGGUGGGGAUUAGGUUGUAUUAUAUAUGAAAUGAUUGAAGGAAAAGCACCUUUUAGAGCUCGCAAGGAAAAAGUAAAGAGAGAUGAAGUUGACAGGAGGGUAAAAGAAGAUCAAGAAACAUAUUCAUCUAAGUUUUCUGAAGAAUGUAGGAGUAUAUGCACUGCACUUCUUCAAAAAUCUCCAAACAACAGACUUGGUUGUGGUGAGGCAGGAGGUGAAGAAGUCAAAUCUCAUCCAUUUUUUAGGAACAUUAACUUCAAGAGAUUAGAGGCAGGCAUUGUUGAUCCUCCAUUUGUUCCAGAUCCAAGGGCAGUAUAUUGUAAAGAUGUAUUAGACAUAGAACAGUUCUCUACUGUUAAAGGUGUGAAUCUGGAUGCCAGUGAUGAUUCAUUUUAUAGUAAAUUUAACACAGGCAGCGUAUCUAUUCCUUGGCAGACUGAGAUGUUAGAAACAGAAUGUUACAAAGAGCUGAAUGUGUUUGGUCCUAAUGGAGAGCCUACACCAGAUCUAAUUGAAGGUCUACCACCACAACCACCCCAAAGAAGUUUUUUUGAUAAAUUAUUUAGGAGGCGACGGCAUGAUGAGAAUCGUGUUUAAUGCUAGCUAGUCAUCAUCCCCACUCAACAGUUCUCAAGUAUUGUACGGGUGAUAGGAACUUGGAUUUUUGCUUUUGGAUGUUAUUUCUAGUUUCUCAAAACCAAAUGUGUUUCAUUCAGAUGAGGCAUUUAUCAUAUUUUUAAAAAACAACAAAUAGGUGCAUUUCUACACUUUGGUUAGAUAAAUGUAUUAAUGCAUUCUCUUUAAUGUGUGCCAAGCUCAAGUUGUUAUAGCCAACUUUUGGAAAUUAAAACCAUUAACUGAUUGGAAAUUGUAAAAACAAAAAGGAAAAUAUUAGUUGUUUUUUUUAAUAAAUGUGCCAAACCACAGUUUGAAAACUACGCAGUCAUUGUGUAGAUAAUCAAUAACAUUAUUAACCAAAGCAAGAAUGUCAACUGGCUGUGAGAAAACUGCUAAACUGCACUACAAAGUCAAAACCUACCUCUCAAGCCAUAUUUAUUGCCCUGCAAUUAAUUUUGGGCCAAGAUGCCUCAUGGUGCUUCCAUGUUCACACUGCACUUCACAGGAAGUUGGUGAUGAAGAAAAGGCACCUUUCUCUGGAACUAAAUCUAGACACAGUGAAUAUUCGACUUUGAGAGAGAAACAUCAAGCAAACCAGUCAUUUCAUCAGAGAGAUGUAUUUUUUUUAAAUCUUGAAAUUAAACAAUUUUCUGGCCUGUGAAAUCCAGAAGAAAAAAAUAAACCAAAAAAAAAUAAUUUUAGUUUUACUUAGGGCCUGGAGCCCACCAUAUAGUCAAGACAAUUAGUGUUGUUUAAUUCUGUUCACACUACAUAAAACAAUUUUUUGUAGGGAAGAGUACAUGUGAACAAGCUGUGGAACAGUUGCCAACUCAUUAUGCUUCAAGUUUUAUUUAGUUCAUCUCUUGCUGUAAUUUCGGUCAUGAGUAUGGUGAUCAUUCGGUAGCUUUAACAUUGCCCUUUAAAUAGGCAUUUGUAAAGAUGAUCUUUUUACAUGUGGAGUAAGUCUAGAAGAUGCUUUUUUUUUUUAAGCUAUUUGUUGAAGAAAGUAAUAUCUUACCGGAGCAGAACUUUUGUUAAGGUAUAAAGACACUGUCUCUGAGAUAAAACCUGAAAGAUAUUGGUGCAUUGUCUUUGUAAAUGACUGGAAAGGACCUUCAGGAAGUACUCAGUUCUAUAUUCGCAUAUAAUUAAAACCAUGAUCACAUGUUCAGUUGACUGCAACAGAUAGUUGGAUAAUUUUUCUGCUAUAAUGUUGAGUCAUAUUUAUUGCCAAUGUGUUUGUUUUUUCUCAAAUCAACCAUUCUAGUUUUUUUUUUUAUUUCAGCAUUAUGUUAACCACUUUUUGUUUUGCUGAACUUAUGAGCUAAAUAGGCAAGUGAUUGUUGAUUCAGAAAAUCACUUCAAAAUUUUUAUUUUGAUUGGCUGUAGUGCUGUAUUAAAGAGAGACAUAAUUCCUUUGACCUCUAAAUAAAAUUUUCCCAAUUUUAUCUUAAAAGAUUUUUUUUUCAAAUCAUUUCUUAAGUCUCUGUAUUUCCUGAAAGCAUUAAUCAGAAACAGUGUGAAUAUAAAGUAAUUGGUCAAAGGGAGUCUUUUUUUUUUAACAAUACCUCUAUUUCAAUUAUAUCUUACUAGAGCCUUCUGGGCAAAGGGUGGAACUUGGACACAGAUUUCAAAAACAGCUCCAACAAUUUUCCUGAAGAUUUUACAGUUGAUUCGUAUCAGGAAAAGAAUUACUAGUUCAUUGGCCACACUGGGAUACUCUAGUUUGACCAUUAUAAUUUUCCAUUCCAAAGUAUAAAAAUAAAUUAAUUUUAAUUUGGCUAGAGAAUUAGAAAAUAUUAUUUUUGGUAGGGGGGUUGAUUGCCAUAAAUUCUAACAUUCAUUAGUUAUCAGGAGCAAAAUAAUGGCUACAUAAGUUAUAUAAAGGGAGGUAUUGUCUUUUUUUUUUUUUUUUUUUUUUUUUUUUUUUUUUUAAUGUUUUUCUUCAUAUAGUUUGGGUGCAUACAAAAAGAUUCUUCUUGUAAGCAAAUAUUUUUAAAAAAAUACUUAGGUGUUCAUUUUCUUUCAAUUAAAAACUCUUGUGAAAAAUUUUCAGUUGCCUGUCAUGACAUGCAAUGGUUAUUGCCAGUUUUCCUUUUCUGUAAUUUACUAUAAGUGCUACAGUUGAAGAAUCAAAGUUUUGAAAAUUUAACUGUAAUGAAACUUUUGAAAACUUUAAUGUUUAAGUAGGUUUUCUGUUCUAAGUUUGACUUGACGUUUCAAUACUUACUGUUUCGUUUAUUGAAUACUUUGGAUUGUUUCAAGAUUUUAAAAAAAAAAAUUUGUUCCAGAGUUUUAAUUGGCCAGUUAAAGAACAAAAUGGCAGCUAAUUGGUCAGAAUAUUUAUUUUUUAAAAAUCUUUUUAAGAUUUUACAAUGUCUAUCAAUUUUAUUUAUAAAAAGGAAAUUUUUUUUAUAAUUAAUAACAUUCAGCGAUCAAAAAUUGUAACUAAAUUUUAAGUCUCUCUCAGAUUGAAUGAUGUAUAAAUUUUACAGGGAAACAAAUGAUCAAAUAGAAGUUCAUGAAUACACUUUUACUGUAGGUUCCCCCCCCCCCCCCCUCCCACCUCCUUUUUUUCUUUAUUUUGUUCUAAGACACUUCCAUCGUUACUUCAAACAAAAAAAAAGUGCCAUGUUUUUCAUUUUUUAAAAAUUGGCUUAUCUAGUAACUGAAUUUUUGUUUUGAUUUUCUUUAGCUGCCUUACAGGACUUCUCAACACAAUUGCUAACAUAUUUUUCAUUAAACUGGCUGGUAGCUACCAGAUGCACAGUUUAAAAAAGAAAGAAGCAUUUUGUUUCUAAUAUCUAUAUUUCUUUUGUUAGAACUCUUUUUAUUUAUUGUGAUAUACAUUUUCAUUGUUAAGUGUUUAAAUGAUCACAGACUGUAAUGAGAUCUUUUGUAUCUAUAAACUUCACUUUCUGCUGCAGUAUAAUCUCAAAGCAGCCAGUAGCCAAUGUCCAUCCUUAGUCUACCCUAUAAUUAAACUAGGUCCACUUAUAAUUGUACUAUCAAUUGAGGGAUAUACAAUUAUACAAAAUCUUUAUAGACUUCUCCUUUCUAUUUUGUUUUUCUCUUAAUAGAUAAUUCAUGGUGACAUCUAGUUUUGUUGUUUUUUUUUCUUUGUUUAUGUAUGCAAUAUAUUGUAAAAUGCUUUAAACUUUUUGUUAUUUAGGAAUGAAGCAUUUUGUAAAACCAUAAAUCUGCUGUAUUCAUUUGCUUCCUGAAUUAUGUGUGUAUUGAAAGACCCAUCAUACUUACAGUAAAAGGUUCUAAAUAUUAGGGUGAAGAAAGUGCAUCAUUUCAUAUAGGCUUUGAAAACAAACAAAAAAAACUUGCUUGAAUGCCUGUGAAUUUUUUUUAUAUAUAUCUCAGAGAUCAAAAUAAAUAAUUUGGGCACACCCGUAUUUCAUCAUGAAUAUCUGCGAAAACAAAUAUUUUGUCAGAGUUAUGUUAUGAAGUGUGGAUGAGAAAGGGCUUUCACAGUACCCUGCAAAUUUCUGUUGAGUUUUGGGUGAAAAUGAUUCUUCUGACAUGACCUCUCAACCAUUGGCCACCACUGUUAGGAUGUUAUGUCAUGUGAACUUAGUAAUAUGCUCAAAACAAACUAGUUUCUAUGAUGUGUUGUGUCCUUGUUGACAACAGAAUAUAUUCUAUAUAUUUGAACAGCAGUAUUUAUACACACAUGUAAAGAUACACUUCAUAAGUAAAGAGUUUGGUGUCACUGGUCUGAAUGCACAUGGAUAAUUGUUUUUAUGCUCUCAAUACAAGAAGUUUGUUCAUUAUCAUGGUGAUUUUUUUUCUUUCAUUCUAUGUCUCCAUGCACCAAGGAUAUGAUAACUUUACAUCCUUGAUUUCAUACACAUUUUAAAUUGCAUUGAACAAGUUUUGCCAAGAUUUAUUUGGUCUUUUUUUUUCCUGUUAAAUUCUAGUCAGUUUAUUUUUUGUUAAACAUGCCCAAACCAUGCCAUUAAUUCAGUGCAGUGCUUCUUAGUUUGAAACUUGCAUUGUACUCAUUAAAUUGCAUUGUACUCUGCCAUUAGUUCAGUGCAGUGCAUCUUUGAAACUUGCAUUGUACUCUGCUAUUAAAUUGUGAACACAAGUCUUUAAAAUGUUAAUUUGAUCUCUGUUAAAACCUAUUUCCCUCCAAAUAUUUCUAAAGUCAGGACAGUUGAAAAGUACUUUUUUUUAGGUUUAUCUGUAUAGUUCAAAGAUUUUUACAAAUAAUUUUAAAUAUUGAAACCUGAACCCUUCCAAAAAUGUGUAAUAAGAAAACAUUUUUUAGUUUCGAUGGUGUCCUAGAAAUAGUUUUAUCUGCUCUAGUCCAUAGAUUCUUAGAGUGUAUGUACAUGUGUUGAAUUGGAUAGAAAUGUCAAUGAAAGAAAUGUCUCUAGGGCUUCAAAAAAUGUAAUGCAUGACAGUGUACAAUCUCAGGCGUGUGCAAUCUGUUUGUUGUGUUAAACUUUGCUGUAUAUUUAUUAUUAGUUCUCCACAUAAGAUUGCUUUAAAUCAUAAUGUUGUUCUUUUUUAAUUAACCAUUUAUAUAUAUUUAUAAAUAUAUAUAAAAAUACACAUUUCUUUUACUCUGUAUCUUGUUUUCUCUAUUAUGUUUUUUUUUAAACGAAUGGCCAAAGCACAUCUUAGUGUCUUGCCAAUGAUACUUUGUUUUUCUGUUACGUAACAUUGACUUGAACACCUGACAUUCAUAUCUUUGCAUAUAUAUGUUAUACAAAUAUUGUCAUAACCAUGUCCAGCUUUAAUGUAAAAUAGUGAAAAGAAAUCAUUGUAGUAAUGGUUACAGAUGAAAUCAAACUACAAUGACACUAAUAAAUUUAUCAAAUUUGACAAUAUUAUAUAUUUAGCCGGAUGAGCUUUUACUACAUGUUAGAUAAGUCAAACAGGUGAUGUUGAUAUUGAACUAUCCACUAAAUAUGUAUUGAUACCCAAAUAACAUAGAUUCAUGAAAAUAGUUGCCAGAUUGGUUUACUUCUGUGCUUUUAAAUUGCAUCAGUCUAGUUACAAUAGUAUUUUAUGGAAUUGGGCUUAAUUAAAAAAAUAAAUAAUAAUUUUUCUUACCAUUGGGCUAUGGCAUCACCAUUUAUUAUUCAUUGUUUGACACUAGCUUUUUGAGACACCAAACUAUAUUUCAAAUUGAAAAUUAAUAUUGGCUCAUCAAAAAAGUAAUCCUAAAUACAUACACCUCUUGUUUUGCUCUUAUAAAAAAUUUAUUGAUAAGGAUUUUUUUUUAAAUUUCAUUUUUUUUUUUUUCGGAGCAAAAAAAAAAGGGGGGGGGGGAUCCUCGUAUAAUGAAAAAGGAAGAAAAAAAUAUGGUUCGCGGCUCAAUUGACAAUAUUUUAUCUUGUAAAAUUGGAGUGAGUUUUUAUAAUGGACUAGCAUAUUUCGGAAUGUUAUGUCUGAUGGUAGGUAGGGACCAUGGGAAGACAAGCAGUUGAUCUAAAUGCUCAAAGAGAACUGAACAUUCACAUUCAUUAAAUAGGUUGUCUUUGAUGAGCCUACAUUGCCAUGGAGGCUCAUUGUGUCCAUUCAUCCCCUUUGGCGUCUAGCUCAUUGGAUUGGUUUCAACCCUUCAUCUUCAUUAGCAUCAAGAUCCUCUGAUCCUACAAUGCAGACCUGUGUUAUCACCUUCUUUUUCCAACCUACUAGAUAUUAUUCUUUGUCUUCAUUUCUGUGCAUGGGAGGAACAGCUUUCAGUUUGACUUGUCUGCCUAAUGAACAAGCUAGUGCCACUGAGAUAUUACAGCUGUUUCUUGGUACAUUGAGUUGUAAGUUUGAACACUUGAGUAAUUGCUCUGUACUGUCCAUUGGUACACUUCUGAUGUCUUAGUUUUGUUUAGGGAAAUCAAAGGGUUUGGGGUCAAGAGAGAUUUCAUUAGAUGAACGUUCAAGUGUAGUUUCGUUUGACUGAAUUCAUGAGAGUGUUCACGAGAUUGGGAGGUCUAGGAGUAUGCAUCUCAAAACUAACUCUGGAAAACUCAGAAUCACUGAUUCUUUGAGUUCACCCUUAAUUUGGAUGUAAUUAAUGAAGAUAAGAUUUGGAUUGAGUUUAGGUUAUGUUACAAGGAAAUAGUAGAGAAAGAAUGUUUCUAUUACACUUAGAUCUAGGGUGUUUUUGUUUUUUUUUUGUGUUAUUGUUGAAAGUCCUGCAAGAGAAAGUCACUCUCUUGUUGCUGUCUUGCUAGUAGGCUGGUUUCCUACUAGGACACCUAGUCAGAACAAUUCUUUAUUGUAAAUGUGUACAUCAGUUCUUGUACAGGAUCAUACUUUAACAUAUUUAGUGUACAUUUUGCUUUCUUAUAGAUUUUUUUUGUUUGUUAUUCAUGUAUACAAUGAUGUUUUGAAUUUUAUUUUCUGAUCACCAUCACUUAAUCUUACAUAUAGACUUCGAUCAGGUGUAGCGACAACAAUUGUAUUGUGUAUCUAGACUUUGAUCAGAUGUAAUGACAACAAUUGUGUAAUUAGACUUCUGAUCAGAUGUAAGGACAACAAAUGUGCAUGAUUUUUUUUUUAAAUGGCCAUGUUUCCAAUGUUUGAUAUUUUGGUUAGUGUACAAGUGUGUAAAGAACUUCUUGCUUGAGCAAAUGUUGACACAGAAACGUGUGUGCCAAUAUUUGAUGUCAUUUUUUUUUUUAGUUGUUCAUGUCUUGACGUGUGCGGCGAUGUUCUCAUUGAAAUUGUUUGAUCAAAAUUAUUUUAGCAACUCUUUUUAUUAAUAAAUGUUUCAUGAAGACACAUGA
Messenger RNA from Biomphalaria glabrata, 8623 nucleotides. Its product is annotated as G protein-coupled receptor kinase 5-like. The transcript has 16 exons. The coding region runs from base 150 to 1850 and encodes 566 amino acids. Gene Ontology annotation, cellular component: cytoplasm. NCBI's taxonomy places the organism in Eukaryota, Metazoa, Mollusca, Gastropoda, Planorbidae. The record is from RefSeq and is a predicted model, not a curated record. Gene Ontology annotation, biological process: protein phosphorylation; regulation of signal transduction; signal transduction. Gene Ontology annotation, molecular function: ATP binding; G protein-coupled receptor kinase activity.